AUGGACUUGCGAAACCAGUCAAAUACAAAAGAACCCGAUAAAGAUGACGGUGAAGUUAUAGAUGAUUAUAUACGCCGAUUGUGGAAGUUAAAGGAGAGGGGUGGAAAAAAACAGAUGUUGACAGAGGAUGAAAUGACCAGUAUCUGUCGCAGCGUUCGCGCCAUUUUUCUUUCACAACCGUGUCUACUUGACCUCGGUGGACCCCUUAAAAUAUGUGGCGAUACACAUGGUCAGUAUUCUGACCUAUUGCACCUAUUUGAACUCUGUGGUGGCCCUGAAACAGUUAACUACCUCUUUCUAGGUGAUUAUGUUGAUCGGGGUCGGCACAGUCUGGAAACGAUUUCCCUUCUAAUGUGCUACAAGCUCAAAUACCCAACACGGUUUUUCCUGCUGCGAGGCAACCAUGAAAGUCAAUCAAUCACAAGGAUUUACGGUUUCUUUGACGAAUGUAAAAGACGCUUCUCGGUGAAACUUUGGCGGACUUUCAUAGAUGCUUUCUCUUGUAUGCCAGUUUGUGCAAUAAUCGAAAACCAGAUAUUUUGUUGUCAUGGUGGUCUUUCCCCGGAGAUGUUUACACAAGAACUAUCCACGCUAGCCGAUCUCAAGAGAAAGAUUCGGGAAAUCGUGCGGCCCUGUGAUGUUCCCGAUUGUGGACUUCUCUGUGACAUCCUCUGGUCUGACCCCUGGUACAUGGAGUCUUUGGCUGAAGGUGAAGAACCAAAGGGCUGGGAGCCAAGCGAAAGAGGUGUCUCCUAUAUGUUUGGACCGGAUGUGGUUGACAAAUUCUUGGAGCGAUUUAACCUCGAUCUUAUUGCUCGAGCCCACCAAGUUGUUGAGGAUGGCUACGAAUUCUACGCGAAUCGAUCACUCGUCACAAUUUUCUCAGCCCCAAAUUACUGCGGUGAGUUUGACAAUGCGGCUGCAGUUUUCUGCCUGUCUCGUGUGUCCCUGAACUCAGCACCCCCGAAUGAGAUAUCCAAUCUUCUUACUGAAUCCGCAGCCGCGGAGAGGAAUCAGGAUGACAUGGACUUGGAGGGCAGCUUCCAAAUCAUUCGGUCUGUCGUUCAGCGACCUAGCCGCGCUUCUUAA
Messenger RNA from Dibothriocephalus latus, 1089 nucleotides. The record is from the annotation of a GenBank genome assembly. NCBI's taxonomy places the organism in Eukaryota, Metazoa, Platyhelminthes, Cestoda, Diphyllobothriidea, Diphyllobothriidae.